AGUAAUGUUUAAGAAAAGAUAAAUACAUUAAAAAAUAUGUACGUAUAAUAAACGUUUUAUUAUCACCAUUAAUAACUUACAAUAAACAACAAUGAAUAAUGAGUGUUCGCCCGCCACACGAACGGAUUUUUAAGAAAUGUUGCCAGCCAGCUCGAUAACCAUAUUCUAGAGUCGAGACAAAAACACACUACAAUAAUUACGAUUAAUCUUGAAUCUUGCGUAAAUACCGGGUUCAGUAAUUCAGUUACAUCUUAAUUAUCGCUCUAAUUAGAUGUCCCCACUAGUCGGGGAUUAUUAUAACCUAUACAAAAAUAAUUGCUCAGAUAACUGAUUAAAUCAUAAACAUCCAUGUGUCGUGUAAAAAUUUUAAUUGUAUUUGUAUUAAUGGUAAAUUAAUAAUAUUAUUAUUUUUUUAUGUAUUUUGUCACGAUUGAAGUAUGCGCUUAAAAAAAGAUUCAGUUCAGAACAGCGACAAUGAAACAACUGCAAGUUCAGUAAAAUCAGUUGAGAGUUAUGGAGUGUUCGGCACCGCAUGUUCCGAUUGCUCGGAUUGUGAGCGCGAGGAAGAAAGAAAACGAAAUCAUAAAUAUGACAAACUGACGACGAGAUCAACCAGCUGCACAAGUUUCCACAGCACAGCUGAUCACGAAACCUACCCUCUGCUGAUGGCAGCAAACUUAACCAACACAUAUAAAACUAUCAGCUCAAGUUCUGACACCCUGGGUCCAGCGGAGUUAUCCGGAAGUGACAUCAUAGCUACUUACAAACGGACGAUGGAGAAGAAUGACGAAACAGAUAAGAAUAAGCAAAGCUCUCUUGUAACCAUUUUUUCGAUAUGGAACACAAUCAUGGGUUCAUCCCUGCUGACGAUGGCGUGGGGUGUGGAGCGCGCGGGGCUGCCGAGUGCCCUCUUCCUGCUCGCUUUCAUGUCAGCCCUGUGUCUCUACACGGCCCACAUACUCCUCAGGGUCAACGUGCAUCAUGGCGGCGCGCGCUGCGAGGUGCCGGCGCUGUGCCGCGCGCUGCUGGGCGGCGGCGCGGCGGGCGCGGCGCACGCCUUCAGCGUACUCGUGCUGCUCGGCGCCAACGUCGUCUACUGGCUGCUCAUCACCAACUUCCUGUACCAUACCGUCAACUACUUCAUGGAUGUGGAAACGCCAAACUCGACAGUUUACAACACAAGCCUCCUAUGUCCUAAGCACGAUCCUCUGAUCACUCCUUCGGACCAACCAAUGGUGGACCCGUCACCGUACUGGGGUCUGCACACCACGGUUCCCUUUUACGUGGCUAUCAUCGUCUUCCCAUUGCUUUGUUUUAGAAAUGUUUCAUUUUUCACCAAAUUUAACUCUUUAGGAACUCUAUCGGUGUUCUACUUGCUGCUAUUUGUAAUAGUGAAGGGUUGGACUUGGGGAAUUAACAUGGGGGACCUGAUGGUGACUCGGGGGAGAGGAGGCAGUGACGCGGCCGUGCUCAGUGGGAUGCUCGCCCUUUCUUUCUAUAUACAUAACAUUAUAAUCACGAUUAUGGGCAAUAAUGCAAGACAAGAUAAAAACGGUCGUGACCUAACAAUAGCUUUCCUGCUGGUAACCAUAACUUACACGCUUGUUGGAGCCAUCUUUUAUAUAUGCUUUCCGCUCUCCAAGUCUUGCAUCGAAGAUAAUAUUCUAAACAAUUUCGAAAUGCAUGACGUGAUGACAGCAAUUGCGCGAGCGUUACUUCUUUUUCAGGUGGUGACGGUGUACCCGCUGGUGGUGUUCAUGCUGCGGGCGGAGGCGGCGCAGCUGUGCCGCGCGCCGGCGCCGGCCGUCAACGUGGGCGUGGUGGCGCUCUGCAUACUCGUGGCCUGCCUCUGUCCCGACAUCGGCACCAUCAUCAGAUAUACGGGCGCGGUGAGCGGGUUGGUGCACGUGUUCGCUUUGCCGGCCUUGCUGCAAAUGCAGUCUCUGCGACUACGAGGGAAGUUGACUUGCUGGAAAGCAAUAUUUUAUUCCCUUAUUAUAGCCUUCGGGACUGUUAAUCUUGUAAUGCAGUUUUUUAUUGCGUAAUAUUUUACUGUUAAUUAUUUAUAAGUAUAUUCAAUAUUUUGUCUCCGUUUUGCAAUAACAUUGAAAAGGAUCUCA
Nymphalis io (European peacock) is the source of this 2120-nucleotide messenger RNA. RefSeq names its product sodium-coupled neutral amino acid transporter 9 homolog. NCBI's taxonomy places the organism in Eukaryota, Metazoa, Arthropoda, Insecta, Lepidoptera, Nymphalidae. The transcript is spliced from 12 exons. Gene Ontology annotation, biological process: amino acid transmembrane transport. Gene Ontology annotation, molecular function: amino acid transmembrane transporter activity. The record is from RefSeq and is a predicted model, not a curated record. Bases 438 to 2045 code for a protein of 535 amino acids.